CGUGUCAAAUGCGACGAGACAGUACCCAAUUGUUUGAAUUGCCUCCGAGGUGGCGCCACUUGCCCGGGAUACCGCAGGCCGGUCAAAUGGUCAGGAAAGCACGAGGUUCUCCGAAGUCGAGAUCAACGUCCGGCAGCGGGAGAUAGCAUGGAACCCUUCUGGAACGUUUUCGAAGAGGAAGCCUCACGACUCCAUGCUGCAUUGGUGGCUGAGGCCGCGUCUCCACGUCACGAGAUGGUAUCCUCGUCGCCUGGGAGGAGUAUUGUGAGCGAGCCUAUAGGGGCUAUAUCAAGUCAAGAUCAUUAUCUCCUUGGAACAGGGCUUCUUGAAAUAAACGCAGCGCCAGAACUCCUUCUAGAUGAUGACAAUGUGGGUUGGCCGGGAUGGGUAAGCGAGCAGUCUAGUGCCGAGUUCCCUAUAACGGCAUCUCAAGGCUAUAUCCUUGACUCAACCGACUGCACACAAUCUUUCGAUAUCGACAGCAGAAUUUGUGGACCAACCCCUGAACAUGAGCUCAUACAUGAGAUCAAUCCGCCGUGUCACUCGUUAUCACCGAUCAACUCACGAGAAGAUUACCUAGUCAACUAUUAUUUUUCUUUGGUCUGCGUUAUAAAUUCCGGUUUCGACUCGCCUGACAAUCCCUUCCGCAUGGUGGUAGCUGACAUGAUCUGGGCUCAUCCUCUGAUACUAAAUUGCAUGCUUUCUAUGUCAGCUGCUCAUAUGUACCAGCGACAGCAUGUUUUGUCAACGGAGGCGCUCCAGCAUCGCACGACAGCGAUAUCUGUCCUAUCUUCGGAAAUCUCGGAGCCAUCGAGUAAGAAUCAACCUGGGUCUGAAUCGCGCUUGGUGACUGCCCUGUUGGGCACUAUCUUGCUUGGAACAACCUCUGAUGGCAUGCAGUCCUGGCAUGAUGCUUCGUCGACAGACACCUCAUUUCUUUUCGGGGCACGUGCUCUCUUAAAAGAAUUGACAUUGAAUCAUUAUUCUGCGCCUGAGAAUUAUUUGGCUACCGAUCGAUGUCGUUCUUCUCCAACAGUCAGGUUCAUGAUUGGAAUUGUAGCCUACUGGGAAGCUAUCUCCUCUUUCCAUAUUGAUCAAGAACCAUCAGCAGUUGACUAUCUCUUGCCAUUGUGUGAUUGGGUAGAACAUCAAGGCUCACAACCACAUCCAUGGACGGGCAUCAGUAUGCCAUUAUUUAUAUACAUGGCCCAAGCAGGAUCUAUCACUCGCCAAGAACGUUUGGUCCAUCGCAUUCGUACGGAGUCAUCUUCAGACGAUACCAAGCGAACAUUCAGGGCUGCGCUUUUGAGGAGCGCAAGGCGUGUCAUCGACAAUGUGCGGGAGUAUAAAACACCACCAACCGAACAGUUCGAAGAAACGAGUGACUCUCAGACGCCGUUGCACCAUUUUCAGACUAUUGAUCAGGUAUAUCAACUCUCUAUUAUUCUGGAACUAUACCGAGUAUUUCCCGAAUUAGUGGAGGACGGAGAAAAUAUCUUAUAUGAUGCAGGGGGCAUACCGAUCGCCGUACCUACUACGGAGUCAUUAAGCCGCAGGUUUGGGGUGAUGGUCACCCUUGCGACCAAUAUUUUAACCCUUUUAUCUUCAUUACCGGAAUCCUCAGGUACAAGAGCUAUUCAAUUACCAGCUCUUAUGAUUGCUGGUAGCGGUUUGCAGUAUGUUAGCGAAGAGAAUACGAGCAUUCUUCCCGAAACUGGAAACGCCUAUCAGGGAGUCGUUUCCUUAUUUUGUAAGAAAGCCGUUGUUUUGCACUGGAGAACGGCAGUGAUAGGUAGACUGAAGAUGUUGGACCGCUACGUUGGACUGGACUCGGUAGAUCGCGGAAUUAAGAUCAUAGAGCAUGUAUGGCUAAAAGCUGACACGUUGGCCGAGCCGAAACAACGGACGACAGUUCAGAAUAUCACGAUGGUUCACUGGGUGGAUAUUAUGUGGGACAUGAAGUUGGAAACUCUUCUUGGUUAG
Molecule: messenger RNA, 1983 nt
Organism: Clonostachys rhizophaga
Lineage: Eukaryota; Fungi; Ascomycota; Sordariomycetes; Hypocreales; Bionectriaceae
Source: the annotation of a GenBank genome assembly